UAACUCCAUGCAGCAGGAAGUGUCUCCGCUGCGCGCCCACGGGUGAUGGUGCAGCGCUCGCCGCCCGGCCCCGAGAGUUGCUGCCCUGAAGGCCGGCGACCAUGGCAGGACGCCCGCCGCCCGGGCCUCCCGCCCGCGCGCUCCUGUUCGUCGUGGCCGGGGCUCUGCUGGCGCCCCGCGCGGCCCGAGGAGUGGACCUGGGCAGUAAAUUAGCAUCUUCAGUGCAGGAGACCCAAACGAGGGAUGAAGGAGAAGCUUAUGAAGUGGCCAGCGCCUCUCUUUUAAGUGGAGACCUCUGGAACCCAACAGAGAACUCCAACACCAAGAAUCAUCCAGAAGUGUUGACUUUUCGAAUACAACUGGAAAGCAAAGAACUCAUCAUAAAUCUGGAAAGAAAUGAAGGUCUCAUUGCUAGCAGUUUCACGGAAACCCAUUAUCUGAAAGAUGGCACUGAUGUCUCCCUCACUCGAAAUUACACGGGUCACUGCUACUACCACGGACAGGUGCAGGGACAUUCGGACUCAGUGGUCAGCCUUAGCACGUGUUCUGGUCUCAGGGGACUUAUUAUGUUUGAAAAUAAAACUUACAUCUUAGAACCGAUGAAAAAUACAACCAACAGAUACAAACUCUUCCCAGCGGAGAACCUGGAGAGCCUCUGGGGAUCGUGUGGAUCACAUCCUGAUACCUCGGGCCUCGCUGUGGAUAACGGGCUCCUACCGCCCUCUCAGAGGCGAGCAGGAAGGCAUAAAAGAGGGACCCUUAAGACAACCAAGUAUGUGGAGCUGGUUAUUGUAGCCGACAAUCGAGAGUUUCAGAGGCAAGGAAAAGAUCUGGAAAAAGUUAAGCAGCGAUUAAUAGAGAUCGCUAAUCACGUUGACAAGUUUUACAGACCGCUGAACAUUCGGAUCGUGUUGGUAGGUGUGGAAGUGUGGAACGACAUCGACAAAUGCCCUAUAAGUCAGGACCCGUUCACGAGCCUCCAUGAAUUUCUGGACUGGAGGAAAAUGAAGCUUCUACCUCGCAAAUCCCACGACAACGCGCAGCUCAUCAGCGGGGUUUACUUCCAAGGGACCACCAUUGGCAUGGCACCGAUCAUGAGCAUGUGCACCGCGGAACAAUCCGGAGGAGUCGUUAUGGAUCACUCAGACAGCCCCCUUGGCGCGGCCGUGACCCUGGCACACGAGCUGGGCCACAAUUUUGGGAUGAACCACGACACACUGGAGAGGGGCUGUAACUGUCAAAUGACUGCUGAGAAAGGAGGCUGCAUCAUGAACCCUUCGACUGGGUACCCGUUUCCCAUGGUGUUCAGCAGCUGCAGCAGGAAGGACCUGGAGACCAGCCUGGAGAAGGGGAUGGGGAUGUGCCUCUUCAACCUGCCAGAGGUCACGCCGUCCUUCGGGGGCCAGAAGUGUGGAAACGGAUAUGUUGAAGAGGGAGAGGAGUGCGACUGUGGGGAACCGGAGGAAUGCACCAACCGCUGCUGCAAUGCCACCACCUGCACGCUGAGGCCAGACGCUGUGUGCGCUCACGGGCUGUGCUGUGACGACUGCCAGCUGAAACCUGCAGGGACAGCAUGCAGGGACUCCAGCAACUCCUGCGACCUCCCGGAGUUCUGCACGGGGGCCAGUCCGCAUUGCCCAGCCAACGUGUACCUGCACGACGGCCACCAGUGCCAGGGUGUGGAUGGCUACUGCUACAACGGCAUCUGCCAGACCCACGAGCAGCAGUGCAUCACACUCUGGGGGCCAGGUGCUAAACCUGCCCCUGGGAUCUGCUUUGAGCGAGUCAACUCUGCAGGUGAUCCUUAUGGCAACUGUGGCAAAGAUUCCAAAACUUCCUUUGCCAAAUGCGAGCUGAGAGAUGCUAAAUGUGGAAAAAUCCAGUGCCAAGGAGGGGCCAGCAGACCGGUCAUUGGUACCAAUGCCGUUUCCAUAGAAACUAACAUCCCACUGCAGGAAGGAGGCCGGAUUCUGUGCCGCGGGACCCACGUGUACUUGGGCGACGACAUGCCUGACCCGGGACUUGUGCUUGCCGGCACAAAAUGUGCAGAUGGAAAAAUCUGCCUCAACCGCCGAUGUCAAAACAUUAGUGUCUUUGGCGUUCGUGAAUGUGCAAUGCAGUGCCACGGCCGAGGGGUGUGCAACAACAGGAAGAACUGCCACUGCGAGGCCCACUGGGCACCCCCCUUCUGCGACAGGUUUGGCUUUGGAGGAAGCACAGACAGCGGCCCUGUCCGGCAAGCAGGUAGCCAAGGCUUAGCCAUAGGAAUUCUGGUGACCGCCGUGUGUCUUCUUGCGGCUGGAUUAGUGGUUUAUCUCAAGAGGAAGACUCUGAUACAACUGCUGUUUACAAAUAAAAAGAACACCAUUGAAAAACUAAGGUGCGUGCGCCCUUCUCAGCCACCCAGGGACAGAUACCCCGGCCAGGCUCCCCGCAGCCAGGGCCUGACGCGGAAGCUGCCACACUCCAACCCACCUAAGGAUGAUCCCAGGAGAUGGCCGCAGCGCCAGAACACACACAUCAGCGGACCCCUGCAGGCCCUUGAUGGCCCCCAGCCCAGCUCACCUCAGCGAGUGCUCCCGCCCCUCCCCCAGGCCCCACGUGUGCCCAGCGUCCCCGCGAGACCCCUGCCAGCCCACCCUGCGCUUAGGCAGGCCCAGGGAACUCACAAGCCAAAUCCUCCUCAGAAGCCUCUGCCAGCAGACCCUUUGAGCAAGACUACGCGGCUCACCAGCACCUCCGGGAGAAGCCUGGGACGGCACGAGUCCGGACUCUGCCUGGCACCCAUCAGACCAGCUCCUAAAUAUCCACAUCAAGUGCCCAGACCAACCCACACCACCUAUAUUAAGUGAGAAGCAAGCCGACACCUUUUUUCAACAGUGAAGACAGAAGUUUGCACUAUCUUUCAACUGUAGUUGGAGGUUUUUUGUUUUUUAUUCUAUCAACUUUUAGAAUUUUUAAUGUUUAAAACACCGUUAUUUUAAGAACUUUGAGCUACUGCCGUCGGUGCUGUGCUAUGCUAUGGUGCUCUGUAUACUUGCUCAGGUACUUGUAAAUUAUUAAUUUAUGCAGAAUGUUUAUUACAGUGCAGUGCGCUGUGGUAGGCAUUUUUACCAUCACUGAGUUUUCCGUGGAAGGAAGGCUUGUUGUGCUCUUAGUAUUUUAGUGAACUUGAAAUACCCUAUGUUAUGGGAUUCUGGACAGGAUGCUUAGUUUCUGAUCGAGUCUUUAUUGGAGAGCUGAUGCUACCAGUUUAUACUACCCAGGGCUGUUGGUUAUGGUACCUGGCCCAGCUUGAAAGACCCAGGUGGGGCCUUGAAUGAUUCUGUGGAAUCCCUGACCUUGGGCAAGGGCUGGGGGCUCCAGGGCUGGGUUGUCUUUUGGCUUUCAGGGAGGCCCCAGGGCCCCUUCGUAUCUGAGGGGUAAGCCCACAAGAGGUUGCAGCUUGAAGGUCUGGUACAGCAGGAAAGGGUGUGGUUUCUGACCAGACAGCUUUGGACAGAAACUGGGCUAGAGUCAGGAACUUCGAGGUGUAGCCAUCCCAGGACAAAAACUGGAACACAGAGGCCAGGCAGAAGAGCUCGAGCUGACCAGCCACAAGCCAGGAAGAGAUUUGUGGCAUUGCUUGAGGUUUUAAUCUAUAGAAACACCAAGAACUUCUGUUUCUGGCUACCCUUUAUUGUGCUGGCAUCAACACAUUAUUUAAAUUGGGAAAGGUGGUGUUUCUACAAGAAAACUACUGCCCAGGCACUGCAAGCCUCUCCCUGGACUGUUUGGAGCUAAGCAAAUUAUCACAUUGUCUUCUCAACCGUAAUACAAUGAUCCUGUGCUCAGACAGACAGAUGAGGCUUUCCAUGGGACCAUAACAGUUUUCAGAUGUGAACCAGUAACCAGAUCUAGUCAAUCAAUUCAGUAGAUAAAACUCUCCUUUUACUGCAAGGUUCAACUUAUUCAAAAUUAGGCAGAAUCCCUAUGCUCACAAAAACUACAACUCAGUGGAAUGCUAUGUUCAUUGGUACAGACUAUCUGCUAUCCUUAUUGGUAGAUAUUAGACAAAGAACCAUCAGUUACUACUAAGUUCUCUUUGGGGCAUCUUAUUUUCCCAGUUUAGCUGCAGGAAUCUUUUUUUUUUUUUUUAAGGUUUUUGCACAGAGCCUGAAAUCUAUUUUUUAAACACUUGCAACCUACCUGUUGAGCAUCACAGAAUGUGAUAAGGAGAUCCAUUUCUUAAUUCUAAAUAUUCAUGAAAUGCAGGCUUGGGCAGCAGCCCCUUCAACCUUUUACUCUUCAAAUGUCUGACUGGGGAGCCAUUUGCACAUGGAGAUCUUUCAGAAGCCUGUAAUAAAUGACAUGGAAAAUACAGAAAUACUUAGACAAGGUAAAAUACCAUUUUCCCUUUCCCUAUGUUCUAGCGGGGUCAUGUGUGACUAGUUUUCACAUUAGAAAGCAAUUGAAAAUAGUUCCAUAAUGCACUCUGAGUGUUUUAUGAUAAAGACUUCUUUUGGGGUCAUUUCAAUGGUUUUCUAUGCCUUGGAGCAGAAAGAAAAAAUGCACUGAGAAUCCUGGUUUUCCUUCCAGAAAACAAAACAGUAUUUAACUUCCUCAAGUUCCCCACUGUAUCCAGGCAACAUAGUAUUCACAACCACAGAUAAACUAAAUAAAUCGGCAUCACACACAGACACACACACACACACACACAAACAGAAGGGAACUCAACUCUACUAUGUUCCAACCCUUACAGCAUGCAUCUGUUUAUUAUACAAUUGUUAAGUCUUAAAAAAUGUAAAGCCCUAUUAGAAAUGAUUAUUGCUGACGAGAUACGUAUAGAAUCACUGUGACUGAUGUGACAUUUGGUGACUGUAUGAAGGCCAAAGCAGAUGUCAUGGAAAAGUUUAAGGGCUUUUUCUGGGCAUUGUCCUUACAGAUGCUCAAAUCCUUAGAUCUGGCAUUUUAGCCCCACGGCCUAGUGCCCGUAAAAGGAUGUGAACUGACCUUCUUUAUCCUUCCUUAGCUAUAAUUCCUGUGCUUCUAUUUCAAAACUCUAGACGGAUGUUAAAGGAAGUCAAUGCUGUGAUCUUAAACCAGACCAUCAGGGACCACUUAGGGGCUGUGACCGAGGACAUGUUAUCUCCGCGGUCCUGAUUACUUCUAUUGAGCCAUGCAGUUUCUUUCUGGAUAAGAACAUACUGAAAUCUAAUGUUCCCUUACAGAGAUAAUAUUAAAGGAGUAAUACUUCCAAGAUGCAAUAUUUAUCAAAUGAAGCAUAUUUCGCAAGAGUUUUGUUUUAAUAUAACUUAGGAAAGGAACCGAUUACCAGGUCUUUUGGGGGUGAGGGUUACUCCUCCCCUUUUAUAUCCUCACACAGAUGGAAGCAAAAAUCACCAAAAUCAACAGUUGUAUUUCCAUGGCAAGCUGACUAUUCUUUAGUAUAUAUUUGUUUAAUGUUAUGGGCGUGACUACUAGAGUUGACCUGAGAUGUAGAGGGCCACCACUGGGUAAGAGUCAGCCCUGGGGUGAGUUCCUUUUCUCCCUACUUCAGAUCAUAGUUGGAGGUCCAAGGACUCCCCCCCCCUUCACCGGGAUGUAUGUGGCUAAUCUUCUAGGCCUUCCUUUGAAAAGUAUAUCUCCCAACAGUGUCUGUUUUCCCAACACACGAAAUCACAUGUGUAGCAACCAAGAGAAACAAUGCAUAACAUUUUCCAUUGUCAAAAUAUGUAUAGGGAGGCUACACUCCCCAGUGAGAAUUUUUUCAGCUUCCCCAUGAGGGGUGACAUCACAGAAACCACAAAAGCAACAAAUUAAAACUACAUGAGAAGAAACACCCCUGGCUAGUCUGGGGGUGGGGAGGUGUCAUUUUUAUGCCUUCUUAACUUUACUAGGAAUUCUCAGGCUGAAACUGUAGGCCAUUGUUCUCUGGCAAAUCAAUACAACACAUCGAAAAGAAAAACUGCUAAAACUCUGAUCUGUGCCAGAAUAUUCUUAGGAGCCUGUGAUCCCCAUUGGUGCUAAAAAGAGCCUGGUGCUGAGCAAAAUCGAAUACCUGAGCGUUUUUGUGCCACUUCUCCACGGACGUUUUCCAAGCACUCUGAGCCACUGAGACCCUUGCUGACAACCCAAAGAAGAAAAUGCCUGGGCAGCCAGACUGGAUCUUUCUCAUGUAACCUGACCUCUUGCUGGCUUUCCUCACGGGGCUCAUUUCAUCUAAAAACUUUUGCUAUAGUGAGCUCCUCCAGUUGCUAGGGGAGCAGGAAGCCCAGAACAGACUCUGGCUGCUCGUCAUCUCCCAGGAGGUCGUGCCUCACUGCAAGUGACACUGAUUAACAUCGCACCAACCCUCCCAGAGGCCUGCUGCCACCCAUGCCCACCCCAGAGCAGAGGACCCCUGGCUGGCAGGGAAAGGGCUUUCCCAUCUUUCUCCUCCCCACCAGCACAGAGGCCACCCCUUGUUGGAAGCCAGCGUGAGGCUGUCACGGCCACCCCCAAGGACUCAUCAGCAGGCCCACAAACACGUUUGCACACAAGAAGCCAGGGGCUACUGAAUCCCAGGCCAAACCCAGGGCUGACGCUUCUCCAGUCUCUGACAAUCGAACCCCUGUUUUGGGACUGCUCCAGCUUAGCCUGAGAGGUGCCUGUGGCCUCAUGGGGUGGCCUCUGCAACAGCCACCAUGAAAUGCCCAAAGCCCAACCUUCUCCGGCAAUGCUUUAAUUGCCACUGGCUUGAAGACAGGACAGACCUCCUGCCUAAUGACUGCUUCUAACUAAAAGGGAGCUGGGCACAGAAGAUUCCUCAUGACUCACUCUAAAAUUCCCAUCAAUGUCUACUUUUUUUUUUUUUCCUAUAAUGAACAUUUAUUUCUCUGAAAAUCUGGCAGGAAAAAAAAAAGGUUAAUUUAAAAUAGUUAAAAGAAAAAGGUAAAAAGGGCAAAAAAAAUAGGACCAAACAGGCAGGCCCUCUUGCUUUUUUGUUUGUUUGUUCUAACAGUCUUAUUCACACACUAUACAAUUCAUGCAAAGUGUAUAAUCAGUAGUUCUCAGUAUAAUCAUCACAAGCAAUGUGGGAACAUUAACAUCUAUUUCUUUUAAACCUAUUUGAAAAUCCUAUUAAUAGUGAUACAGGUAAUGCUCUAAGAAAGAUUUGUAAGCUAACUGCUGAAACCAUUUCUGUGCCAUGAUGAUGCUUCCAGAAGCCAUUCACCUACAUAUGAAUGUGCUGUUUCCCUGCCCCUUCAUAAAGAAAACUCUCCCUUUAUUUCUGGGACAGCAAUGUAUCUUAUUGUCCAGCCAUUUAAGAGCUUGUUUCAUAUAGGAAAAGCUAGAAAAAAAACUCUGCAUAUAAAAUGGUUGCAGUAUUCAAUAAUGGAUAGUGGUAGCCACAAGAUCUGACUUCGAAAGUAAUUUUCAGUUUAAGGUGAUUUGGCUCUUCCAGGUUGAAUACCCUGUAACCCUUCCUGAUUAUUUUCCACAUCAUUUUCAAAAAAAAAAAAAAAAAGUUCUAUGUUCCCUGUGAGUCUCCUUCUCUAAAAAAAAGUUUAGCUCCCAAUUU
Choloepus didactylus (southern two-toed sloth) is the source of this 7543-nucleotide messenger RNA. RefSeq names its product ADAM metallopeptidase domain 12 (gene ADAM12). Gene Ontology annotation, molecular function: metalloendopeptidase activity. Gene Ontology annotation, biological process: proteolysis. The transcript has 23 exons. Bases 102 to 2852 code for a protein of 916 amino acids. The record is from RefSeq and is a predicted model, not a curated record. Lineage: Eukaryota; Metazoa; Chordata; Mammalia; Pilosa; Megalonychidae.